ACGGUAUCAAAAAGUCACAGUAUAUCUGAUCGAAUCAUUACGUUUGGCAGUAUUCAAAGAGAAACAAAAUGAGAACUCUUGUCGUUGUUUGUGUAUUGAUGUUAGUUUAUGCCGAAAGCGCAAUAGGAACCAACAAAACCGGAAGCGGCCAAAUCAUAUGCCAGCAAUCCAAAAGCGGCAUAACCGGACCGGAGCUCAUAGAUUGUGUAGAACUAUGUGGACACAAAUCGUAUGCAAAUAUGAAUGAUACGGAAGCGUGCGAUUCGCUCACAUGUGCGGGCUAUGCAUGCAAUGCAGUCAAUGACAAAAAAGGGAUCGAUAUACUAAAGGUUAUGAACAUGUGUAAAAGUUGCGUCACCCCUCCGACCAAUCAAAUGAAGUGCCUAAUCAAUACUAUUUACUGCUAUCAAGAGAUUGCAUGUCUACAAGAAGACACGCAGAGCAAUAUCAAAAAAUUCUUUCAGUGCGUAGUCAAACUUAAGACGAUGGACUAUGUCGAUAAAGAGUAAUAAGAACGAAAAUUGCAAUACAUAAAUACGAAUUCUCUUGUAAACGGAAUGGCAAAUACUUAUAAUAGUAAACUUUAGAAAGUUAAUGUUUCAAUUUUCAAAUUUUGUUGUAUUAUUAUAACUGAAAUGUAGAUUACAAUUGUACAAGUUGUACAAUUGUAAAUUAUACCAAAUAAAUAAUAUUCCUGCAACUUA
Messenger RNA from Nylanderia fulva, 704 nucleotides. RefSeq lists its product as uncharacterized. Lineage: Eukaryota; Metazoa; Arthropoda; Insecta; Hymenoptera; Formicidae. The record is from RefSeq and is a predicted model, not a curated record.